CUUUCUUUAUCCUAACUAAUAAACAAACCGACAUCCAACGGUCUUAUCUCUCAUGGCGUUUGCUCCGCCAAACCUCAGUUCAAUCCCUCACUCUCUCUCCUCCAAGCCAUUUCCCCCCCAAUUUUCCUCUCUUUCCCUCCAAACACCGCCGCGCGCACGGCCACCCGCCACCUCUCUUCGCGCCUCGAGGCGCCAAACCGUCCCCAGAUCAGCUCUUCGAGAGUGGAAAGAGUACGAGGAUGCGGUGAAGCGCAAGGACCUUGCCCGGGCUCUCAAUUUCUUGCAAUCAAUCGAAACCCAGAAAAACCCAAUUGAGCUUGCUAAUGGGUCCUUGCCGGUUGAGUCGACCCGGCCUCGACUCGGCGAUCUGGGGUUGGUUGGGUUGGAGAGGGAUUGGGACGUCCUGGACACGUGCCUCAAUGCUGACAAUAUGAAGCUUGUGGGCAAAGCUUAUGGCUUUCUCAAGGACAGAGGAUUCUUGCCCAAUUUUGGGAAAUUCAGGAAUGUUGUUUUGGAGGGAACACGCAAUGUUACACCAACAGUGUUGAAGACUUCAACCGGUUUAGAAGCAUCAAAAUUUGCUCCAAAAAAGUGGGGUCUUUCCGAAAGUUCUGGCCCCAUUUUGGUUGCCUUUCUUGGGGGACUAUCUUUUCUUCUUUCUCAAGGCAUCGAUCUCAGGCCUAACCUUACAGCAGUAUUGGGGCUAGCAUUUGCGGAUUCUAUCUUCCUUGGUGGUACCUGUUUAGCUCAACUCUCAAGUUAUUGGCCUCCAAAUAGACGCCGUAUCCUCAUUCAUGAAGCAGGGCAUCUGUUAAUAGCUUAUCUGAUGGGUUGCCCAAUUCGUGGGGUGAUAUUGGACCCAAUUGUUGCAAUGCAAAUGGGCAUUCAAGGGCAGGCUGGAACUCAAUUUUGGGAUGAGAAAAUGGCCAAUGACCUUGCUGAAGGACGACUUGAUGGCACUGCUUUUGACAGGUACUGCAUGGUGCUUUUCGCAGGCAUUGCUGCUGAAGCUCUUAUUUAUGGUGAGGCAGAGGGUGGAGAAAAUGAUGAAAAUCUAUUUAGGGGCAUCUGUGUUCUUCUAGAACCCCCACUGUCUGUUCCCGAGAUGUCAAAUCAAGCAAGGUGGUCCCUUUUACAAGCUUACAAUAUGCUCAAAUGGCAUAAAAAUGCACACCGAGCUGCAGUUAAAGCUUUAGAAAGCCGAAGUGGUCUUAGUGUUGUAAUUAGGAGUAUUGAGGAAGCAAUGACAACAAAUACGUGAGCGGAAGUAACUUCACGAAAAAUGGCUUCUUCCCACAUUGGUGACGAGGGCGGAGCACAAGAGAUUGAAAGUAUGAUUGGUGUAAGAAAGGCCUCCGAAAUGCAGUCAUUUUAGGUGACACUAUGCUAUUCCUCACAAACAAUUCGGAUCUAUGGUGGACACAAAGAAUUGUCUUCCAACAAGUAG
This is a messenger RNA of Pyrus x bretschneideri (Chinese white pear), 1447 nucleotides long. RefSeq lists its product as uncharacterized. Gene Ontology annotation, molecular function: ATP-dependent peptidase activity; ATP binding; metalloendopeptidase activity. NCBI's taxonomy places the organism in Eukaryota, Viridiplantae, Streptophyta, Magnoliopsida, Rosales, Rosaceae. Gene Ontology annotation, biological process: proteolysis. The transcript is spliced from 8 exons. The record is from RefSeq and is a predicted model, not a curated record. Bases 53 to 1261 code for a protein of 402 amino acids.